Molecule: messenger RNA, 1966 nt
Organism: Drosophila grimshawi
Lineage: Eukaryota; Metazoa; Arthropoda; Insecta; Diptera; Drosophilidae
Gene: Ykt6
Product: synaptobrevin homolog YKT6
Exons: 2
Coding region: 241-840 (199 amino acids)
Biological process (GO): endoplasmic reticulum to Golgi vesicle-mediated transport
Cellular component (GO): Golgi apparatus
Molecular function (GO): SNAP receptor activity
Source: RefSeq, a predicted model, not a curated record
UGCUCAACUCUAACUGAGUCCCAUACACAAAACGAACAGCGCAUUAAACAAUUCAGACAUUUCCACGAUUGAUAGACAUAUGUGUGAUAUGGUAAUGGUGACAAGUGUGUGACUUAACUAAAGCCCAUCUUGCAGACAAAAACGACAUCAACAGCACUGCAACGCCAAUCUGUCAAUCUCAUCAAUAUUAAAAAAGCAAGUUCGAAAGUUUUGCAACCCGCAUUGGAGAAAUCGGCAAAUAUGGUCCGACUAUUCACAUUGAGUGUCUUUUACAAGGGCGCCAGCGAAGCGCGCCUACUGAAGACAGCAUCCGACUUGCAGUCCUUCUCGUUUUUUCAACGUGGCACGGUCAAUGAGUUCAUGACUUUCGCCUCGAAGACAAUUGUGGAACGCACACAGCCGGCGCUGAGGCAGUCGGUAAAACAGGAUGCCUACAUGUGCCAUGUGUAUGUGAGAGCUGAUAAUUUGUCUGGCGUUCUUAUCGCUGAUCACGAGUAUCCACAUCGUGUGGCACACACGUUAAUUACAAAAAUACUGGAUGACUUCACAGCCAAGGUGCCCGCCGAGCAGUGGGCCACCGGUACCGAGGCGACCAUAAAUUUUGAUUCAUUGCCAGCAUUUCUGGCCAAAUACCAAGAUCCCAAAGAGGCCGAUCCCCUAACGAAAAUGCAAAACGAUUUGGAUGAAACGAAAAUCAUACUGAAGGACACAAUUGCGUCCGUUCUGGAACGUGGCGAGAAGCUGGAGGACAUGGUCACCAAAUCGGAGCAGCUAUCUAUGCAAAGCAAGGCAUUUUAUAAGACGGCGAAAAAGACUAAUUCGUGUUGCAGUUUCGCCUAAACGAGUUUAACGGAGGCACUGGAACGCAAAACAGGAACACAAACACCGCUAACAUAAACAACAACAACAAAACACCAACGUGCAACUAACAAGAUCAACACAGUCAGGAUACAAACGGCGAUAAAGCACGGAUUGCUAAUGGCACAGGCUUAGAAUUUGUAUGCUUUUUUAUAAAAUAAUUAGUUAAUUUUAUAUAUAAUAUAUUAUACUAUACUGUACAUAUAUACCUAGUUGGAAAGGAACCGAUUUAAAGCCCUUCAUUCGCGCUGCUGUCACGAGUAAUAUAUAAAUAACUAUAUAUGUCCAUUCUCCUUCAAUGCGUCACACACUUGCUGACAAAAUUAUAAUACCACCUGCAGUAGGAAUGAAAACGCUGUACAAAUUAAAAAGCGACUCAAUCUCACUGCAAAUAGUCCAUUCUACAUUUAAGAGCCUGAUUCCUCUGCAAGGAUGCUAACAAACAUUUGAACAAUGAAUUCGGAGAGAGAUUCAGUCAACACUACUCUUCGAAUUUGGAGCUUCCUAAUUCAUGAAUUGCAUAUAUUACAUCGAAUUGCUCAAAAUGUAAUUGUUUUGAAUGCUUAAUUCUAUUGAAGAGAAACUUGACAAUUUUCGACUGGGUAUAUACAAAAUACAUACAAACACUAGUACCUAUAUUUAAUGUGCGAAUGUGCCCCAACUCAUCUGUCUGUGGCUGUGUCUGUCUCUAUCCGUGUGCGCGUGUGGGAGUGUUUUAAAGUUUAACCUGGCAUCUUGUUGUUUGCAUGUCUAGGCUAAUGGUACAGAUAAUGUUAUUCAUAUGCAAUUAUACCAAUAUACAUAAUUAUGAUAAUAUAUACAUGUGUGAAUGUUUCAAACUUAACGCUUUGUGUGUCUAUCUCCUUCGCUUAUUUUGUCUCUCUCUCUCUCUCUCUCUCUCUCUCUCUCUCUCUCUAUCUCGAGAUCUAUCUAUAUUUCAUUUUGAUAGCUUUUGUCUUCUAAUCUGAUGCCAAUUUAAUAUUAUAUAUAUCUAAUAUGUAUAUAUGUAUGAUUCACACAAGUUACAAGCGACUUCAUACUGCCAAAUACUCAGCAGGCGACUUCGGGGAACUACAAAUAAAAAGUAUUAUGCUAAAUGUGAUUUGAA